This is a messenger RNA of Symbiodinium natans, 432 nucleotides long. The record is from the annotation of a GenBank genome assembly. NCBI's taxonomy places the organism in Eukaryota, Dinophyceae, Suessiales, Symbiodiniaceae.
AUGGCACCCCGGGAGCUGCUUCUCUGGCACUUGUGGCUGCUGCUUGCCGUGCGCCCGUUAGCAGGAUGGCUUGAUGUUGAUCUGAUGUUGAGACGGAACGCGUUCGUAGCUGCGUUCCACAGCUGCGCUCGCUUACCGGCCAUGUGGACAUGCAGCUUCCCGCUCACCGCUUGCUCCAUGGAAGACGGCACGACGAGGCCUUUGUGCGCUGUGGCACCGCCACCUUGGCAACGCUUCUCAGCUGUCGCGGGCUACAGAGAUAGCUGCCAGAAGCCCUCGGUGACUGGGCGAAGGUCUCCGGCCGUCCCAAGACACCGUGUUGCGGUCACCCUUCCACUGUCCAGCCCGGGAGCCUUCCACUGUCAGGCCCUCGAGGGGCCGAACACGUCGGGUUUAGGGCCCUGGGGCCCUGAUCAAAACAAAACCCUGUGA